This is a messenger RNA of Triplophysa dalaica, 6941 nucleotides long. RefSeq names its product tau tubulin kinase 1b (gene ttbk1b). Bases 952 to 4665 code for a protein of 1237 amino acids. Gene Ontology annotation, biological process: peptidyl-tyrosine phosphorylation; peptidyl-serine phosphorylation; signal transduction. The record is from RefSeq and is a predicted model, not a curated record. Gene Ontology annotation, molecular function: ATP binding; protein serine/threonine kinase activity. NCBI's taxonomy places the organism in Eukaryota, Metazoa, Chordata, Actinopteri, Cypriniformes, Nemacheilidae. The transcript has 15 exons. Gene Ontology annotation, cellular component: nucleus; cytoplasm.
UUUCUGCGAGUUUAUUCUGUAAACGCUUCUUCCGCCAGUCCAAGAAUCUUCUUCGCAUUCUGUUUGCCUGCCAUCCAGCCACAAAACCAGCAGCAAACGAAACUAGGAUAGUGACCUGUAAUGUCCUCUCAGACACAUCGGCCAUGUUCACCUCCGUUAACCACAGCUCGGGUUUGACUGGUUUGUUGAAACACGUGCGUGUGUGAACGCGUAUCACGUGACAUGUGUCAGAGUAAAAAUAAAACAUGACAAAGAAGCAUCUUUCUAAAGUACUGUAUAACUAUAUAUAUUAAUGCAUUUGUUCGUUGUUCGUUAGAAUGAAACACAUUUUUGUGAAUGAAAAAAAACUUGCUUUUUCCUGGUUAGUAGAUGAAAGAGAAAAACUCUCGCGUUCAUGUACAUCCCUUUUCAUCAUAGUAUAAAACUUAAAGUAACGAUUCCAUAGCACAUGCUGAAAAAAGUACUUUCAUACAUCUCGUUCAAAUACAAAAAAUAAUUAUAUUAUCUCUACGUUUCUUCCAUUUUUAACCUCCCUUUGAACAAUGUAUUUUUCAUAGAUUGUUUAUUUUUAUAUAAUUACAAGCUUUGAAAUAGAAUUUUCUCAAUGGCUGCAUGGAAAGUCUGCAGCAGAUAAGUGGGAUUGUUUCGUUUAUUUAGAUAAGGGGGAUUCACGCCUUUUAGGUUGCUACGCAACAGCCGUCUUCGGUCACGCAUGUGCGCGGUGCAUAGUGGGAGUAUCCGCGCGAUGCUGAAUCAGUGCAGGAGCAGAGGAGGAGGCUGAAAAUGGUGCAGCAUCAACAAGGGAAAAAAAGCUGCGGUCGCGUCAACGGAACGAUGCGCCUUCCCAUGAACGCUCACUUUGAGAUUUUACUCCGACGACAGAAGAACAGUUGUAUGUGCAUACUGUGUUGCAGGUAUAUGGCAGGGUUUUUAUAAAGUGCUGGCCAGCCAAUGCAGUGCGUAGGGCCCGGUGUCAACACCGACGAAAACAUGAACGGGACAGGGGAGCAGGUUGACAUCCUGCCCCCACAGUGCAUGGUGAAAGAACGCUGGAAAGUGAUGAAGAAAAUAGGCGGCGGAGGUUUCGGAGAGAUAUAUGAGGCCUGCGACCUGUUGACACGGGAGAAUGUUGCUUUAAAAGUGGAAUCUGCACAACAGCCCAAACAAGUGCUAAAGAUGGAGGUCGCUGUACUAAAGAAACUACAAGGAAAGAAUCAUGUUUGCAAAUUUAUUGGAUGUGGAAGAAACGACAAGUUCAAUUACGUUGUCAUGCAGCUGCAGGUACAGGGAAGGAAUCUUGCUGAUCUGAGGCGCAGUCAGCCUAGAGGGACGUUCAGUAUGAGUACUACUCUACGGCUAGGAAAACAGAUCCUGGAGUCCAUUGAAGCUAUUCACUCUGUGGGCUUCCUGCACCGAGAUAUUAAACCUUCUAACUUUGCCAUGGGCCGGUUGCCAUCCACCAGUAGGAAGUGUUACAUGCUGGACUUUGGUUUAGCGAGACAAUACACAAAUACAAAUGGGGAAGUGCGGCCCCCAAGGACGGUGGCAGGGUUCAGAGGAACAGUUCGCUAUGCUUCCAUUAACGCUCAUAAAAACAAGGAAAUGGGUCGUCACGAUGACUUGUGGUCAUUAUUUUAUAUGCUGGUAGAGUUUACGGUUGGACAGUUACCAUGGCGUAAGAUAAAAGAUAAGGAGCAGGUGGGACAGAUCAAAGAACGUUAUGAGCACAGGAUGCUGUUAAAACACAUGCCUCCAGAGUUUCAUAUCUUCUAUGACCAUGUGCUGGAUUUAGAUUACUUCACCAAACCUGAUUAUCAGUUGCUAAUGUCAGUAUUUGAGAACAGCAUGAAGGAGAGGGUGAUAACUGAGAAUGAGCUGUACGACUGGGAAAAAUCUGCAAUGGAAGCGGGACUCCCCACCAGCACACACACCCCACCGCAACAAAACACACGGCAGACUGCAGCUAUCGUAGGGAUACUGAAUGUGACACCGGUUACUGGAGAAUUAGCUCGGGAAAACACUGAUGAUGUUCUGCAAGAUGAACACCUAAGUGACCAGGAGAACGCUCCACCUCGUUUGAUACCCAGAGGACCCAUUGAGCCCACACCAGCCCCACCUGCUGGUGAAGGAUGGGAUCAAACUGAUUUCAACCGUAAUAAACUCAGGAUCAGCAACGAUAAGACACAGGUAGAAGCAGCAGAGGAAUUGGAGGAGCCUGUUGGAGUCUUGAGGGGUGGAGAAGCAGACGUUCAAGCCCACCCUACAAGGUACCGGAGAGUCAACAGUCCGGAAUCAGACCAUCUGUCUGCUGCUGAGGAUAGAGGAGAUGGUGCAGAUAGACGCUCUCGCAUGGACAUGCUGGGCUCUCCAUCCAGACACGUCUAUUCAUCCCAGCCUGCUCAGAUGCUCUCCUUAGACGCCGGACAGGGAGAUCGCCUGGCUGGUGGUCGCCACGAUGUCUCUGGAGAUGGUGAUCAAGAGGCUCACAGCAACGCUUUCAUCCGCUCAGUACCGCUUGCAGAAGAAGAGGACUUUGACAGCAGAGAGUGGGUGAUGAUUGAUAAAGAAACAGAGCUGAAGGACUUCCAUCCUGGAGCAGAGCCCACCACCUCGGGGACCACGGAUGAGGAACCAGAGGAAUUACGUCCCCUUGAGGACCACGACGAGAGGAGAAGGAGAGGAGGCGGGCAUGGAGUGGGCAGAGCUGAGGCUGUGGUACGGCCCAAAACGCAACGUGCAAUGAUGAUCGUAGCAGAAGAGGAGGGGGCUAGGCCAAGCCCCACUCAUUCACCUUAUCACUUAUUGCCUCAUCCAAGAAGAAGAGAGUCAGAGCCGUUUGGACCUGAUGGACCGGAGAUCCCAGUGGCCGAAUGCUUACCCAGCAACUCUCAAGCACGUCUGAAGCGAGUGGACUUUGUAUCUGGCGUGCUGAUGUUUGAAGACCUGAGGGAGGAGGGUGCAAAGAACCGUGGGUCAUGUAGUGACGGAAGCCCUCGUAGUAGUGAAGGAAGCCCUCGUAGUAGUGAAGGAAGCCCAGAGGGUGCCGCUUCCACCCUUCUUGCCCCCGCCCACCGAGACCACGAUCAGGAAGAGGGCUCGCGCACGUUAGUUCUGGUCUCCGCUGGUAACGGACAGGUUUCACCUGGAGACGGGCAGGGUACCCUGGCCGCAUUGACGCCACAGGGAGAGCGACCCAUGCCGGAUGAAUCUGAACCCGGGGCUCUCUCCUCAGUCGUAAGGUCGGAGCCCAGGCCUAUUGUUAUGACGACUGCGGCUGUGAUCUCCGGCGGAUCUUCCUCGCCUCCGUUCACCAAGGUGGAACGUACGUUCAUCCACAUUGCCGAGACGACCCAUCUCAAUGUCAUGACAGCCAAACACCGUCCACCUGGAUUGGAUGAAGUGAUGUCCGCUGAGCGUGUGGAGUCAGGGGGUGAAGAAAAGAAGAAGGAAGAAAAAGGAAAAGGAAAGGAAAAAGAGAGGGAUAGUGAUUUGAUUCCAGCGGAAAGGGAUGACGAAAACCGGGAGAACGAAAAGGAAGGCGAAGAGGAGAAAGCGGAAGAAAGUCAAGCUGAGGAGAAUGAUGGCAAGGCUGACGAAUUGGAAAAGCAAAAAGCAUGCUACAGUCGUGCCGAAGAAGCAAAGACUUUGUUUAUAACUGGGUCAUAUGACCAACAAGAGACCACAGAGGAAACCAAAUUGAAUGCCAAACCCGAAAGUGUCACACCUGUAGAAGGGCAACAAAUGAAAGAGGAGCGAGAAGAGUGGCCCUCUCCUCCUCCUGAACAAAAGAACGAUGCAGAUGUUGAAGAAGAGGCAGAUUCGCCCAAUAGAAAGCCAGAAUCAACACAGAGGCGAAGCCGGAUUCCUGUGCUCAUGUCGGAGGACGAAACCGGCUCGGACAAGUCGUCUCAGAAAAGUCAAGAACAGUUGCAAAGAAUUCGCAAAAGCCACCAACAACAUCUUGCCCGUCUCGUUCUGGAGCGUAAACAGACACAGCUGAUUCGUUCUCGGUCAGCCUCCUCCCGCUCCACAACGCCAUCUACGACUGCAUCUGAGGAUGAAACGAACCAAUCAGACGACUCCGGCAGACGGGAGACUGGAGCCGAAGAACGAAAUAGAAGCAGGAUUCCUCGGCCAGUCACACCCACAAAGGGACCUUCCGAACAAUUGGGGAGCAUGACACUUCCACAAACCCAGAGAUCUGUGUCUUUCAUUCAAUAUAGAACCAACAGUUCUGUCAAUCCCAGGCUACAAAAGUCUGCAAGUCUGCACACAAAUAUCAAUCAGCAGCCGAAACCUCAGCUCCGCCCCUCUAAAACGCUUCCACCUCGACCUCCACUCUCAGGCCCGUCCCACCCGCAAGGAAGCCGGACCGCCACACGUACCGUUUCUCGUACCUCAGCUGCCAAUGCCCCCCGAAGCAUUAGCACCUCCCCUCGGAGUUACCCCACCUCUCGCACCGAUAGCCCCUCACCUCAGCGCAUCCGCCAAAAGCCUGCAGCCAUUGAAACGCAAAGACAGCCACAGCAGCCCAGACCACCUCUCCAAUCCCAGUCUAAAUCCAAAACUCAGGAGUCCACCUCCAAAAAAGUCAAACUCCACCCGACUACACCGUCACAAAAAGGGAGAAAAGAACCAGUGGAAUCCAAGACGAAACCUAGAUAAUUAUAGUGCGAGGACUUUGAUCUGGAUUCUCUAGUUUACCUGUCAUCAUCAUUUAGGCCCUACAGUACCAGGCCAUAAUAAUCUUUAAGUAACCAGUGUUGGAUUAAAGCUCUCAUGAACCACAAUAGACUCAACCAAAAGGAUGGGCACGUUCCCUGUUCAGCCAAGUGACUGCAGCAGCUACUUAAAUACCUCUCAUGAGGAGAACCUCUGACAUUUACACACAUGCACAUUGUCUGUAGUAAAUUGUGUGUGUGGGUAAAGUAUCAUGACUGAAGUGUGUUGGACAGAUCAACACGCCUCAUAUGCCUUAAACCUACAAAGGAAAUAAUUGCUGCCAUCACUUCAAGGCUUCCACAGGCUCUUGUCGCCAUUGUCACGUCCAGUAAUACAAUCACGUCAUAUGCUUUUGAAUUCUGGUUCAUUCGCAGCUUCCUCUGGUUAAAUUACUACAGGUAAAUAGACAUGCAAUUGAAUUUUUUUUUUAUUAAAAGUUAUUUAUCCCAUACCAACAUCACAGUAGCAAAAUCUGUAAAAAAACAAAGAUAGCUUUACUGAAACUUAAAGCUGCAAUCUGUAACUUUUGCCUCUUUUUUGCCAUCUCUGUUCGGGAUAAUAAAAAUUAAAGGAUGCAUUCAUAUUUAUACAGCCGUGGGAAAAAUUAAGAGACCAUUCAAAAUUUUCAUUUGAUCAGCACUUCUUGACAUAUUGUGGCCAUGUUUCUUCAGUGUCUGAUAAAUUUUAACAAAAUCAAACCACAUGAGUAACAUAAAGUCAUCUAACAGCGAUGUGAAACACUGACAGCAUGACAAUGCACAUAAAAAAGGUUAUUAAAAUCAGUUAUCAGUUACAGAGCAUCUUUUAUUUUCUCCAGUUUUCAUUUUCUGCAAAUAAAUGUAAGUAGUUUAGAGAAUGAAACAAAAUGAACAUUCACAUUCCUGUAAUAAGUGAAUUCUGAAGAACAGAAUGUAUUGAAAUGGUUUCUUAAUUGUUUCCUUGGCUCUACUCUACAAUGGAUUCUAAAUCAUUAUUUAAAGUAAGAUGAGACCGUUUUCCACACUUAAUUUAUUAUGUGCUUGCUCAAUAACUGAUUUUUUAUGUUGCAUAUUGCAGUUUUAAAGACCCAAAGUCCCAAAUGUACUAAAUAUAUUAGAGUUCUAUUGUCAGUGUAAUGGACAGCCUUUAAUAUCAACUGCAGUUGAUUUCAGUGUGCAUACGUCUGGUAUAAAUACAUUUAAUCUUCACACACGGCUCUACUAUUUGUAGAUCUCUAGUAUCACCAAAUUUGCUGCUACAAUCUGAUGUCAAUCAUGUUAUCAACUUGGCCCCUCCCAUCGUCUACAAUUCUCCCUGAAUAAGUGUCAAUCCAUCUGUGACACACUCGUGUGUGUUAACCAAUUUCUCUGUUAACCAAUCCCAGACCAGCACUGCUCUAAUGGCAUGCACAUGGAUUAUGCUCAUUUUUCCGUUAUCGUCUUUUGCAAAACUGUAGAUAAUAUAAGCAGUAUAUUUGAAAAUAAAUUUAUAUUUUUGUUCCAAAAAACAACAAAGGUUACUAAAAAGAUGAAAUGAAUAACGACUACUUUAAUCACAUUUUUUCAGUCAUAGCCUGAAAAUGCACCGUUGAUCUGUAUGCAUCAUUUACAGUUCGAAGAAGGUUGGAAAAAUGUCAAGGAGCUACAGUGCCAGUCGGGAUCCGAUAUUGUGUUUUACGGCAGCAUGGCAGGAAUUUUUAAAUGUAAGGUCGGAUUUUUACUCCUCUGCUGCUCCCGAGUGUCGACUCUACAGUAUUGGUUGUAGGCCGUCUUACUAAAAGGUGCUAUCCUUGAGUGAGUGUUUAUCAAAGCCUGCGCUAGUCAUUAGUGUUUUACUCGUCCUGUGCUUGGAAGGAACAUCCCUGAAGAUUGUCAAAGCAGAAACGUGUGCUAAAAAUGUCAUGUGUGGACAACUCCUUCCGCAGAACCAUUGCAUGCUGUUGUUUGGAUGAAAUAGCGGGAAAAUCCGUUCUGAAGUAUAUGUUCCAGAAUGUUCCGUCCGUGAUGAACCCAGAAGACUCUCUGCUUAUAAUACCAACUAUUUAAGGAAAGAGGGAAUGGAGACAGAUCUUUGGUCAUCUCUUUUCACAGCGUUCCUUUGUGCCCAUAAAGACAGAGAGAACUUGCAUGAUUGUGAGUUAAAUGAAUCAUGAUUGACUAACUUGUACUAAAGAGCAACCUUGCUGAGAUAUACAAUUAAAAGUUGCUACAAAUUAUAAAUGAUGCCAUCCAAUAAACAGA